CUUUUCCCUCUCAACGCCCGCGACAGUCCCACCUUUCCAUCUUUUGUUCAACUCGGACACCCUUACAUCUAUCUUGACAGCUCCCUCAUCUUUCUUAAUCCCUUUUCUUCGUCUCUCCUUCACCUUGACCCUCUUCACGUAAUCUGUCUUGUCGAAACCCGCAGACUUCCCAUUCAUCCCCUCCAACCUCGAAACCGAACAAUUGACCCGUUCCUCCCACCUCGCGCUCGCUAUCCAAUCCGCUCACAAUGGCCGAAGAAGAGAAGAAAAGAUUCCUCGAAGGUAACGACAUGGAACUCGGCGAGAAACAGGGCAGAUCCUUCAGCCCUCCACAACAUUCGAGUCCACGAUACUCCCCUCCCUCGAGCAACUGGCAGAAUAAUCCCAUUCUGCCUGUUAUCAGUUAUUGCGCCUCCUCGAUUCUCAUGACCGUUGCCAACAAGUACAUUCUCUCAUUCCCCGAGUACAACCUCAACUUUCUCCUCUUGGCCGUGCAGUCAAUCGUGUGUGUGGUUGCAAUUCAAUCUUGCAAGAGCGCUGGCAUCAUCACCUACCGAGACUUCAAGACCGAUGAAGCCAGAAAAUGGUUUCCCAUCUCCCUACUACUGAUUGGCAUGAUCUACACCGGCACCAAAUCAUUGAAAUAUCUCUCUAUCCCCGUCUACACCAUCUUCAAAAACUUGACCAUUAUCUUGAUUGCAUACGGUGAAGUCUUGUGGUUCGGAGGAGCCGUCUCUUCAAUCACUCUUUUCUCCUUUGGCUUGAUGGUUCUCAGUUCCAUCAUCGCUGCCUGGGCCGACAUCAAGCACGCCCUCGAAGCGCAUGGCUCACAAAGCUCCAUUGCGGCUACCGAACAACUUGCAACAUUGAACGCCGGCUACAUUUGGAUGCUCAUCAACUGUUUCUGCACAUCCGCUUAUGUCCUGGGAAUGCGAAAGCGAAUCAAGCUCACCAACUUCAAGGAUUUUGAUACCAUGUUCUACAACAAUCUCCUGACUAUCCCCGUCCUCCUUGCCGGCUCAUUCAUCGUGGAAGACUGGUCUGCCCUCAACUUGACCCGCAACUUCCCCCUCGAGUCCAGAAACGCCAUCUUUGGUGCCAUGAUCUUUACCGGCCUGUCCUCCAUCUUCAUUUCAUACACAUCCGCCUGGUGCGUUCGUGCCACUUCUUCAACCACCUACUCCAUGGUUGGCGCACUCAACAAAUUGCCUAUCGCCGUUUCUGGCCUGAUCUUCUUCGACGCCCCCGUCACCAUCCCCAGUGUGUCAGCCAUUUUCCUUGGCUUUGUCAGUGGCAUCGUCUAUGCUUUGGCCAAGGUCCGAGACAGCUCCAAGCCCAAGACCGGCAUCCUCCCUACCUCGAACACCAUGAGUGCGAGCAGCCAGAGCAACCGAGACAGCCUGAAGGGAUAAGGUGGCAGCCGCAGCAGUUACAACAUCCACCCUGGUCGAGGAAUCUGACUUGCAGAUAGAUUCUGGGUGAAGCAAGAGCCAACCCCUUGGGCACAACCACAAACACACGCUCUGCGUCCACGGUCCAUACCGAGUCGCACCCAUCCAAUCGACAACUGCAUUGCGAGGCGUUCGAGGCUGGGAAAGAGGAAAUUUUGAUAUUCCACUUUCCCCACGAGGAGAGGAUAAGGAGGAACAUGCCCCCCACAUGAUCGGUUUCACAAUCAAGAGUAAUGAAUGUGGGAUUUGAUUGCCUGGUUGGCUGGCAAACUCCGGUCAUGGCUUACGGAUCACUAACUACUACUAUUAUACGGAAUUGAAGGUUUCAAAGAUACGGAGUUAUCACCCACAUUCGAUAGACUGACUAGAUGGACGGACGGAUGGACGGGAGGGGGAUCCUUCUUUUCCUCAUUCUCGGCGCUUUUUAAAUGGCUUGUAUUCUUAAAGAGUUCUUCAAACUACGAAAAUGCCAAUCAUACUUUUUCUAUGUACGAAAAUCAAAAUUGGCGCAAAUGGAGAGUUCAAACUAGUUGAGUAGGAUUGACUUAUUUUCCCAGAAACGUGAUGAUGGAUGGUAUUAUCAUUUCAUGAAACCAUGUGGGAUAUCUAAGGUUGUUUAAAAAUUGUUGAUGGUAACGAGUACAGAAAGC
Exophiala mesophila is the source of this 2101-nucleotide messenger RNA. RefSeq names its product GDP-mannose transporter. Lineage: Eukaryota; Fungi; Ascomycota; Eurotiomycetes; Chaetothyriales; Herpotrichiellaceae. The coding region runs from base 249 to 1412 and encodes 387 amino acids. Gene Ontology annotation, cellular component: Golgi apparatus. The transcript has 4 exons. The record is from RefSeq and is a predicted model, not a curated record. Gene Ontology annotation, molecular function: GDP-mannose transmembrane transporter activity; antiporter activity.